AUUAUAUAGACGAGCGACGUUCACCUAUGAUCGCCAUCUUUUCUUUUUUUAUCUUCUUCUCCAGGCCGGUUUUCCUUUCCAACUAACAUUCUCUUCAUCGUCGACGAUCCUGUGGAUCAGUUCUAUUCUUAAUUAAUUUACCAUCUUUUCGAGUUUUCCUGUGCCCUAUCCUUUCUUUGCCGGCCCGGUGCUGCUCAAUAGCUAAAUAUUCAACAUGCCGUCGUUUUCGUCUUCUAUCCUUUCUCUCACAUCCUUAUUGGCUUUAACCCAGGCCCACGGUGUCAUUCUGAACGCGCAGGGCAUCGCUGGCUCACCAGCAAGCGUAGGCUUCAAAGUCGAGAAGGACUUGGCACGGAACUGCACAUCUAUCAGCCCUUGCCAACAAGACACGACGAUCAUCCGUGAUGCAGAGAUCGCUGCCAAUGUGGUAAAUGAGUGUGGAAGGACCGAGCUUUCCGGAAACAUCGACAUCGGAGAGAACACGGAGAACGCGCUCGCGGCGAAGGCAGUCACUCAAGUUAAGGCGGGGACGCAGGUCAAAGUCACUAUUCACCAAGUGAAUGCCGACGGUGCUGGCCCUUAUGUCUGCGAUUUGGUGGAAGCCGGAAACAACGGUGUGAUCACUCAGAAUCUCACUGUCCAAAACAAUGUUCCUGGUGUGAACGGCUUCUCUCAAGCCAAGACCCAGGACUUCGAUAUCCUAGUAAACAUGCCUACUAACUUCGCUUGUACUGGAUCUUCUGCUGGCAACGUCUGCACUGUUAGAUGCCGAAAUAACGCAUUGGCCGGCCCAUUUGGUGGUUGCUUUCCCGUUCAACAAGUUGAUGUUACACCUGCUCAGAACACGCCGGCCAAUAUUAAGACGAGCCUGUCUCUGGAGAAAGUUUUCGCGCAGGUUGCCCAGGACCAGAAGGAUCUCCCCGCAGCCAUCGCCGCCAUCAAGGACGCCGGGGCAAACGAAGCUCUUCAGAAUGUUGCCGUCGUAAGCUCGAUCUUGGGCGACUCGGUCACUAGUCUGCCUGCCUCUGUCCAAACUCCUAAUGUCGCUACUGGCGCGGCUGCGACGGCAACAUCGGCAACAUCUGCAGCUAAAAACACAGCUAGCACUACGACGAAGGCUUCGGCUGCAAAGACGAGUGCCGCUACAUCCAAGAAUGGCAAUGGGCGUGGCAACAACAACAACGGCAAUGCUAACGGCAAUGCCAACAAUGCAAACGGCAAUGCCAAUAAUGCAAACGGCAAUGCCAAUAAUGCUAACGGCAACGCCAACAAUGCUAACGGCAACGCCAACAAUGCUAAAGGCAAUGCUAACGGCAAUGCCAACGCUGCGAACCAAGGUGCAAAAGGCCAAGGAAACGCUGCCAAUAACAAGAGGAGAGCCGCGGUUUUCGUCGCAUAAGCAAGUAGCGAGCGAGAAGACCGUCCCAACCGCGGAGGUAGGAGAG
Molecule: messenger RNA, 1445 nt
Organism: Annulohypoxylon maeteangense
Lineage: Eukaryota; Fungi; Ascomycota; Sordariomycetes; Xylariales; Hypoxylaceae
Exons: 6
Coding region: 215-1399 (394 amino acids)
Source: RefSeq, a predicted model, not a curated record